Pezoporus flaviventris is the source of this 10752-nucleotide messenger RNA. RefSeq names its product family with sequence similarity 222 member B (gene FAM222B). The coding region runs from base 7617 to 9218 and encodes 533 amino acids. The record is from RefSeq and is a predicted model, not a curated record. The transcript has 2 exons. Lineage: Eukaryota; Metazoa; Chordata; Aves; Psittaciformes; Psittacidae.
UUACUCAGUGGUUUAGACUCCAUCAUAAAAAUAAAGCUACCAGCUCUGAUGUGCCUUGUAUUUAGGUGCAUCUCAUCUGCAGCAAUAUUCAGCCAGACUUCCCUUAUGAAGUAGUAUUGUAGGGUAUUAAUUAUUCAUAGUCAGUUUAAUUCUUCUUUCUUGCAUAUUUAAUUGCAAUAGCAUGCUGUAUGUCACAGUGAUUUCCCAGAAGAACUGUACACCAAAGGAAAACCAUUCAGGUCGAGAGUCUUAAAUAUGUCCGCGCUAAUCUUUGGUGUUUAAUGUUGGAGCAGAGCAGGAUAUCAUCAGAUGUUUCUUGCAGGGAAACACUUAUGCAAAAUCAUGAUUUCGCUUAACCUUCUCAGCUUAACUCUUCAAGCUGGGGUAGCUGAUUUGAUUUUCCCUCGUGACGUUGACUUGCUCAUUUAAUGAGGGGAAAAAACACUUAAUGGGAGGGAGGACGUGACUUUUGUUUUCUCCUCUGAAGGGGGGAGCCUCUCUCAAAGACAUUGGAAGUGCCAAUCGAUUCCUUCCAGAAGAUGAAGGAAGGGAAUAAGAUUUUUAUUGAGUUCUUUGCAGUGAUCAGAAUAGCAAUGCCAAGUGCUUGUGUGAUUAAGAUUUUAGUUUUUAACAACUAGGAUGGGCUCUUAGUGCUUCGUGUGAGAAGAUAUUGGAGGCGCAGGAACUGCAAAUGCAUUUGCAAUUUGAUUUGCAUCGUCCUCGUUCUAGAGCUGCCCCAGGCUUGCAAGGGACUUGGUGAAACGGAAUCCCUCGCGUUUGGGGGCAGGAUUGUUCUCUGGGAUUUCCUGUAGGAGUUUAAACUUCUGAAAAAUCUGUUUACAAUGUGUCUGAACCAGAGGGUAGAGGACACAGUAGAGACUGUUAUCUGUUUACUGCUCAGAUAAGGAGGUGGAAUAGAUUGCUGGCCCGUUUCUGAACUCUGCUUAAUGAAUGGUUGCUAGGCAAAUUGCAUCUCAAUCAGCUUAAUCCUCAAGAUGUCAUUUACAGGUCUGCUCUUUGUGAGGGCCAGAACCGUGUGCUUUCAAACUGCACAGGCCAGAAAGUGCUAGCAAAGCAGCUUAGAAUAGCUUGCUCAAAAAUUCGGUGUACAUGUGUUGCUGAGCUGCCCAAUUUCAAGUGCCUGUUGUCGCAUGGCCAUGCGCUAGAUGAGACGUUUGGUGAUAGACAGGAGGCAGCAGCAUCCGUAGCAGCAUUCCUGGAUCAGCACAGCACACACACAUCAUAACGUUUUGGCACUGGAUGAACGUGAAAGAAAACGUUUCUAAAUGGGGACUGCACUGCUGACGUGAGGAAAGGUAUUUCUGUUUUGGCUGAGUUUGCUCUGAGCCAGGUGGGGUUUUGGGGUGUAGAUGUGGGAUGUGAUUAACUUUGGCAAACAGGUGAAUAUGGGAGGUGGUGUUACCUGGCACAGGCUGGCCUUGGGGAGAGAGCUCUGAUGGGGUGAGGGCUGGUUGGUUGAAGGCUGCAGCCUGCCUCUGAACUGGUGGGCUUUCUGCUGCAGCAUCAGGAGAGAGGCAGUUAAUUGCGUAUGCUGGUAUGUGUGUUGCCCACAUACAUUAGGCUCGUGAUUUAGUCCAAAGGAAAAAGUUUCCCAGCACAGUUAAGCUUUAACAGUCUCUCUGUAAGGGAAGAUAACGAGAUAUUUGAUUUUACUAAUUUUCCAUGACAGAGAUUAAUCAUGUUGCAGGCAGAGAGCAUUGUUCUUUGCAUGGCUACACCUUCCUAUCCUCUGAAAUACAUCCUCUACCAAUGCUGUGUGUCAUGACACUGUAAAUGCAAACUGGAAAAGGUUGGACUUGUUGAAUGCUGAAACCAUUUUAGAACUGCUUAUGGUCACUGUGUGCUGAUAUGAAAUGUGCUUCACGUGGCUUGGUUAUUUAAAGUGGAGGUGAAAGCGUAGUCUGAACUUUGCAGUGCUUGCAUAGUUUGGAUGUGUGCGGCUUUUGUGUUAGUCAAAAAUACUGUUAGAAUUGUAGGAAAAGAUGGGAUUAAAAUGUUGAGAGCCUCUCCAAAUAAAGCAUAAAUAAAAUAUUCCACCUUAGUCACCAGCAGAAAUGACUGCGGUGCUUGCAUCUUGAUGCUGUAAAUGGGAAGAGGACUGUGGAACAGAAGACUUUGUGAUCAGAGAGUGCUUUUCAUGCAAAUGAAGAUUUUAUUACAUGCUGCUGAAUCAGGGGCUUGUGUAGUGAGAACAGCACAGAAGUGAUAAGAUCACUCUGUCAGAGCUUGAAAUUUUGCCCAGCAUGUCUUUCAGAUCGCUGAAACGGGCAAGAAACCCUCUUGUUAAGGGCGCAGCAGUAACUGAUAGAAUAUUUGGGGGCAGAGCUUUUUCUUCAUGGUACAGUCUGUCUGCAGCAUCCUGCCACGUGUCCACUGCCCUGCUGUCAAAGCAAUGAGGAACUGCAACCUGCAGAUGACCCUGCAAGGCAGCAGAGUCAAAAAGCUCUGGUUCCUGAUGGGAUCCCAGUGCUGCUCGUGCUCAGAUGGGUACAGAUCUCUGCUGCAAGCUGGGAGCCCUUAGCAUUGAUUAGAGCAGAUCUGUCCAUCCUUUUGGCUGCCACAUCCUGUGCUGCCUGUUUCCCAGUCAUGCCAAGUGUUUUGCCCUGGAGGGCACCCAUCCAGGACCAGCUCUGUUGGUUUUCCUUUUGUAUUUGUUAGCUGGUGUCAUCUUCCCAAUGUCCUCCUUUCAUGGAUAGAACCGGUUUGGUUUACUGAGGGCUCUUGUUGCCAGCAGGUGAAUGGAUAUGUGUAGUGGAAUAGGCAUUUAAAUCUUCCCCUGCAGAUGGGUAGUGUUCAGCAUCCUGAUGUGACCUUGGUAAAAGUUCUCUGGUGUGUUACUUUCCCUCUUUAUUUAUCUCUCCUCCUGUGUAGCAGCUUUCUUUACAUCUGAGCUAUUGGAAAUCUGUCUUCUCUUCCUCCCUCCAGAGACACUGUCAGCCCAAGCUACUUAGAUUGAUGCCUGAAUAUUCUGCUUUUGCACAAUCAGGAGGCAUUCAGUGAAGUAGCAAGAGGAGAGGAAAGUUGAAGAUUUAGGACUGACGUUUUUAGACACUUUUCAGUCCAUGAUUUUGAAUAGUCCUGGGGAGGAAGGUCAGAGGCUUCCUUCACAUGGGAUGCCCCCAUAUGUGUGGGCUGAGCAUCCAUCAACGCAUAUAGCACAGGGGAGAAACAUGCUUAAUUGCCAUCAGACUGCAGCGUGGAGCUCUUCAUAUUUCAAAUUCUCGUCUGAAGAGUCGAGGAACAAAAUCUAAUCCUGCACAUUCCUGGAGAGUUUCAGAGCAGCAGGACGGAACCUUUCCCCUGUUUUUUCUCAUGCAAAUGAUGGGAAGGAUUAUGGAGUGUUUGAAAUCUGGUUUAUACUGGCUUCUGAAUUUCAUUUCAAAUAAACAUCUGGAGGGCUUUUUGAUCUCCUGUGCAAGACUGUUGUCUGCCUCACUCCUUAAAAUGACUUCUGCUUAAUUUCUAGUGAAAGGCAAAGACCUCAAUCCUUUCGGCCCAGAGGCCAUCUAAAUGGUUCACCUUCUGCAGUUAGGAAUUUCCAGGAGCACACAGCCUAUCCCACAGGUAUUGUAAAUCCUUGCCACUUGCGUGGCAGUGAUAGAUAUCUCUUUCUCCUGUGCUGCUACUUGGGAUCUGCAGGGCUGCUGCCUGUAGUGUAGCUCGUACUUCUGCAAAGCCUCAUUCUCCCAGUGCUGAGCACGUAUCCCAGUGGAUGCUCCGUUAGAGAAUAACAUUCCUGUCCCUUUGCAGCUUUGAAGUCCAAAGCCCUCCUCCGGAAGAUUGCCACUGUUUGCCUUCAUCCCACCGUCAGAGCAGUGGAGCAGUGCCCCACAGGGAGUAAUCAGUUAUUUAUUCAAAUAGCCGUUUCAUUUGGAGUAUGUGUUCUCUUAUUUGACAGGAGCUCACUCCUCUACUCUUCACUGGACACUGAAAAUGUGUGCCCAUGGCGAGAGCGCUGGGUAUGUGCUUCCUCUGUCUUUCUGGCUUUGAAAUGGGUUCCUGUUGCUCUUUGGCAGACCCUGAAGCAGCCGUCUGUGGAAGCAGCGUAUUCAGAGCGAGAGUGACUUUACUUCUUUGUUUUCUCUCUCUAUUUAUGUCUGUAUAGGAUCAGCUGGUCCCACAUUAUGUGUGAAGUAGUUAAAUUUUAGCCUGCAUCUGUAGGAUGUGAUUUCCCCCCCCUCUCCUGCAGUCCCUUUGAUCAAAUCAAAUACAAAUGCAGCGCUUUCAUUUCUAGUUUUGUAGUUUCAAAGACAAUCUCUUGACAUGCUCUAGCAGCCUGGACCCGAGUCUUUUGCCUUAGUCCAAAGGCACACUGUGUCUUGCGCCUUUCUCUGUAUCAGCAGUUGCAAUCUGCAUUGGCUUUUAUCUGUAUCAAAAGACAAAUGGAAGAGAGCAAGACACUGCAGGAAUGGGAAGCAGACUUACAUGUGCAAUGGGAAUAUGUAAUCCUUAGGUUCAGUUUGCCACAUGGAGUACAGACCAGUUUCUGCUUUGGAAAUCUGUAGCCUUUCCUCCCAGAAACGUGAGUUUAGAUUUUAGGCUUUGAAGGCUGGUUAAUCCCACAUGAAUUUUCCUGUGAUGUCAACCCUUUCCUUCUAAAUACUGGUUGGUUUGGGUUUUUUUUUUUUGCAUAUGUCAACUAUACAAAAGCAACACAAUUUGAGAAAUGAGCAUUCAAACACUCUGUAAGCACUUUAUUUUUGUCUGCUUUGUGAGCAGCUGAACACAUGUCCAGGCUGAAAUACACUGAGCUGCUGCUUCCCAGCAGUGAGGCAGCUCCUGGCCACACAGAACUUGGAACUCUGUCCAGUAUCCUGAAAAAAACCUCUCCAUCCUGGCAAAGCACAUCUGCACAUCUCCUGCUCAGCUGCAUCCCCAGGGAAAGGAUCCCAGCUAAGCCAUGUUAAAUCAUACCCAGUUUCUCAGUGAGAUGAGAUGAGAUGGUCGCUGUCAUCGUGAUGAAGAUCUGCACUGUGUCUGAUGGCGUUUGGAAUGUCACAGUACGUGGUACCUCUUCAGUGGCAGUGCUUAAAGCAAAGUGUGUUUCUCUCUCUGCACUAAGGAGUCAGAUUCAGCUAUUCAAAGCAAGUUGCUAAAUUGCUUUUCAUUAAGUGUCUGAGCGCCAAGGGGUUUGGUGUGUGUUCCAAGGAAAAAAAAUACAUUAAUUACAGCUAUUGUGGAGCAUUUAUCAAUCACACAGUUACAAACAGUGCUAAUGCAGUUAAUUGAAGGUAGAAAAAUUUACCUUUUGAAUUUGGUGACUGUAGCAAUUCCAUGGCUGGAAAGACAAGUUGCCUGGAAGUUAAAAUCAAGCAAUACUUUGGGGAUUGCCUGAGUAACCGUGUCUCACACGGUGUUCACAGGGGCUGUGCUGCCCUUUAGCGUGAGAUGCUCUAUGGAGGUCAGGGCUAUUACAGGCCAAGUUAUCAGCAGCUCAGCAUUCAUGUGGGUGGGUUUGUGCUGUGUUUGCUGUUGGGCUGUGGUAGCAGCAUUUGUUCUCUUCUUGCCCACACAGCCAGGUUGUGUUUUCCGUGCACAGGGAUGUCUCACUGACUGUAGUACAGUUACAGCUGCCUCUUGUGGCCUGUCUAUACAAGUUAUGUAUAUUUGUGUGUCUGGUGUUGGUUUGUUUUGGGGUUUCUUAAGGGAAAGGCAAGUGUAGAGGAGGAAGGAUGGGCAGGAGCAAACUAAAGUCUCCUGCCCACCUGUAGUCAGUAAAACUGACUGUGGGAAAUAGAAGCCUUUUGUGUGUGUAAGCUUUGGAUGCAGGCAAUGUGUUGGCAGCAUCUGAAGGAAUCGGGUGAGAUCCCACUGAAGUGUUCUAUCAGGUCUGCAGACAAAAACCUCUGGUGCUUGUGGUGCACAGAGGUUUUGGAACAUCUUGCACAUUCGUGUUGCGUUCCCUGUGGCUGUUUUGAACUGCCAGCACUGCAGCUGGCUGGGUUUCAUGCUUCUCAGGAAAGCACUGAGUACAGCAAAGACUUUUUAUAGUAGCUCACAAUUAAUGUAUUUCUUCUGUUGAGUUGUUACGAGAUGGCCUUUGCAUUUCUUGGGGGAUUGAUAAGGACACUAAGUCUGGGUCAGGACAAGGGGGGCACCAGCGCCUGGUUUGGAAGGUUGGCAGGAAAACAUCAUCCCAGUGUCUGGUCCAGCUCUUCAGUAUUCACCUGGUGGCUUGUAUUUGCUGCUGGUUAGGGUUUUGUACGUGCGUUGCAGCUUCUGUUUGAGGUUCUUAGAAUGCUUUUCAUCUUUACAGUACGUUGCACGAUAUCUCUUAAGUACAGAAGGAGGUCUUAUCUUGCCCUUACAAAUGGUAAAAUGUGUAUCUAAGAGCUGGUGUGUCCGUGCUCCAGCAGGAAGCUCUGGCACUGUGCAGUUAGACAGAGCUCUCCAGUUUUGUGUCUUAAAUACAAAUUUGCUGUAUAUUUCUCCACGUGGUUUGUAAAUGGGCUGUUAAAAAUUCACUAUAGGUGGGACCUUAAUUCAGUAUCCAAAGAGCUAAAUACCAAACCCAAGCCACUGGCAGUGUGAUUGGACAGGUCAAAGUGGUACACACACAUAGCCAAUGCAAACUGAAAUCCAUCCCCUGUGAGCUGCCCGCCUGUGUUCACAGCCACCAGCGCCCCUGGCCUGCAAGUGAGUCACUUCUUACUAUUUUAAUUAAUAUGCAAGUUCAGUUUUCUGUUUUGUAUGAAGCCUCAUUCAUUCUUACCUUAUUUGCAAAUAUUUCUCAUUUUCAGGGGAAUCUGUUUUUAAAACUGGCCUCAAAGCGUGUUUCUCAGUAUCUAACCAGCGUCUGGUUUGCUGUUCGUGUGUUGCAUAGAGGUGGAAUUUGUUCAGAGUUAGCUCUGAAAUAAUAUGUGUGGUUUUAACAAUCAGCUUGCAAUAAACAGGGGAAGAUGGCUUCUUCCCUACUCGGGGAACUGUCCUAAACUGUGACUUCUGACGAUAUUCUAGAAAGAAAAACCGUCAUGUUGGUGUCAUGUGCAGCCACAAGGAUUUCUGUAAGUCAUGAUUAAGACUUUAAUUCUGGGCUUUUACAGAGCAAGUGUGGAACAAGUGAAGAUAACGGUGAUCUGUGCAAAGCAGCCACUAGAGAGGGAACUAUGUCAUGUUUCCUUUCCCCUUUGCCUAGCCUGCUGUUUGCUGCACUUAAGAACAGCUUCCUUUUGAGAUCUGAGAAGGCGAGAAAGUUGAGAGGGAGGAAUUCUGGCUGAGAGCAGCAUGAGGAAGCUCAGAGCUCUUGCAUGGCUUUUGUGGCAAAGUAAAACCCAGAAUUACAUCCUCGUGCUCUCCCAGACAUCGAACCCAUAGGAAAGCUGCAUGUAACACCAGUGUGGUGCAGGCUCUUGCUAAGGAUGUUGAGGUUACAACUGCAACCUCUCCACUAUGGGAAGGGGGUCAAUGGGUAUUCUGGUCUCUUAUCACUUGAAGGCAGAAGGAAGUUGCAUAUGAGGAUGGAGAAUGUCUGUUGAUGGGAAUGUGUGGUGCCUCCAGUGGGGUGUGUGUUAGCAGCAUCCUGUAGUGCGGUAGUUGCCGGGCUGUGCUGGGUUGGAUGGAAGUCAUCGCAGCUAACCUUAGCACCCCAUGAAAACAUGCACACUCGUAUCUGGGACACUACACAGAAAAUGAGAUCUGCACAGUAUCCUACCCCAGCAGAAUUGGAUGCUUAUGCUAAGAAGGUCGCCAACAACCCACUGACUAUAAAAAUCUUCCCAAACAGUGUCAAGGUUCCCCAGAGGAAACACAUACGCCGUACUGUGAACGGACUUGAUACUUCGGGCCAGAGGUACAGUCCUUACCCAUCUCAGGCCACCACCAAAACGGGCCUCCUGGCGAUAGUCAAAUCUCCAGCAAAAGGAAUUAUCAAAGACUUUGACGGGACACGCACGCGUCUGCUGCCGGAAGCGAUGAUGAAUCCCCCUUCCACCCCUUACGUUGCACCUAGCACUUUAACCCACCCCCAGGCGCUUGCUCGCCAGCAGGCUCUCCAGCAUGCACAGACUUUGCAGCACCCCCAGAGUAUCCCGCAGCCACAGACUUUGCAGCACCCUCAGGGUAUACCCCAGCCACAAAGCUUACCGCACCCUCAGGGGAUCCCGCAGCCGCAGGCGCUGCCGCACCCUCAGAACAUGCAGCAGCCUCAGGGCUUGCAGCAUCCUCAGACCAUGGCACACCAGACUCUGCAGCACCCCCCAAAUCCUUUGCUGCAGCCGGGUUUACAUGGAAGCAGAAAGAUGCCGGAUGCAGACGCGCCGCCGAAUGUGACCGUGUCUACCUCAACCAUUCCCCUCUCUAUGGCUGCCACCCUGCAGCAGAACCAGCCACCGGACCUGAGCAGCAUUGUGCACCAGAUUAACCAGUUCUGCCAGGCCAGAGCUGGCAUUAGCACUACCUCAGUGUGUGAGGGACAGAUUGCAAACCCCAGCCCUAUAAGUCGCAACCUGCUUAUCAAUGCAAGUACCAGGGUAUCUACUCACAAUGUCCCUACACCCAUGCCUUCCUGUGUAGUUAACCCUGUAGAUCAUGCUGCUGCUGCUAUUCCUCCUGCCUCUGUUAAUGUGCCCAUGGUGAAUAUUAACAGGGUGCCGCCCGCGUACCAGAACGAAAUCAAAUCGGUUGCGUGGAACCAGCACCAGCUUGCACAUCUGCAGCAAAUGUGUGGGGAUGCUGCUGGGCCUGCUGGACUCGCAGGGAAGCACCCCCAGAGAGAGAUCACCGGGCAGAGCUUCCCUGUCAAAACUUCAAACUACCCUCAAGAACUGUGCAUGGGCCAGUCCUUCAGCUUGAAGCCCCCCAUCGAGAAGCCUACACCUUCUCCACCUGUGAACGGGUUGCAGGGACCCUUGCCAUAUACCAAUGGGCACUAUUUCCAGCCCAUCUGGAAUAACAUUCUGCCCACACCCAACAGUGACAGCUCUGGGUCCCAGGACCUCGCCAUGCCUUUCCACGGGGGACAGCCGGCAGGAGCACCGCUAGAUUGUGCAGGAGGAACUCAUUACAGAGCUGGAGCUGGCCCAUCCAGCCAGAAUAACGUGAUGCAGACCAUGGAUUACCUAAGUGGGGACUUCCAGCAGUCCUGCUUCAGAGAUCAGAGCAUGGCCGUGCUGGGAAAAGUCCAUCGGCCUCCCAUGAACCGAGCACCUGAACCAACCGAUAGUCGAAAUCUUCAUAUUCAACACCCAGGGUAUAGAUAGGCUGCAGUCACUUUCACAGACAAAAAAAAACAUAGAGGUUUAGUCUUAAUUUUAAUUAAUAAGCAAGGCAUUUUUAACUUGCAAACUUGUGUGAUCAUUAUAGUAACCAUCAGAAGAAGACAUACUGUAUAUUUAAAAGCUUUGCUUACGUGUUACCUAUCUCCUUUCUGUAUCAGAUACUUAACAUGCCUUUUGUGUCAGAGGAUUUCAUUACACUACUUCACACCACAGCCCUUUCCUCACCAUAGAACCCCCUUCUGUGCAGCUUCUGCUUAGCAGCUCCUUGCUGGACUGAUGUUGAGUUGCUGCAGGGUUUCGCCAGCUCCAUCAAGAGCAAGGUAGCGUAGCUGCUUAAAUUUCCAUCUCCGUUUCCUCUGAAGAUUAAGAGCAAGAGGAUUUGUCAGGAAGCAGGGCUUAUUUUCAGCCGAAAGCCCAUUUCAUUAAUGCAUUAAACAUUGACCAUUUGCACUGUCUAAAGGCCUGUUUAAUUGAAAAAGAAGCCUAUGUUUGAAACGAGCUAGCUACGGGGAUGUACUUGGGCAUGAAUACAGGACGAAGCUCUUCAGCUCUUCCUUGACCACCUUUGUCAUUUUAGACUUUGUCCAAAGUCAAAAGUCUCCGGCAGGUAUUUCUGACACUUCUUUCUUUUGCAGACAGGGUAUGGAGAAGGGGGGGAAUGGUGGGUUUAGGAGGCAGCAUAGCUGCCAUAGGUCGCUGCCUUUUCUCUGCAUUGUAUUUCCCUUCCCCACUCCCUUUUUUGCCUAAGAGCUAGCUUUGUCUGAACCCCUCGCUGCUAGGAGUCUGGCUGUCCUCAUGUGAAGGCAUCCAGACCCACUGACAACUCCAAAAAGGGUUCAGCUUUUUGGUAGCUAAAAUGAAUUUCAGGGUGAGGAGAUGUAAUCAGUGCUCAGGGCAGUGUGGCACGGUCCCACUGCUGUGAAGCUCUGCUCGUGAGCCGCCGUGGGACCAAUGGUCCCAUAUUCCUCUCCUUCGGAACACCACAGCAGGUUUAACAGAACAAUUCCACUCCCUGGGGAUUAGCAAAGCUCUUUCUAACAUCCCUUUAUCCCAGGGUCUCGGUGCCUAACUCCUCUUGUUCCUUUCCCACAUCACUUCCAGCAGCUAGUCGAGUCGGUGACCGUAGGACACUACUGAGUAACCUCAGCAUCUUGUUCCCCUCAGCGUUACCACAGCACACCUUUUCCUUCCUAACAGCUGGAUUUCUUGUAAGUAGAAAAUUCCUCAUCUCCGUUAAUGAGACUAAUACUUGAACAUAAUGAUCACAAUCAAGUUUGGAAAUUAAAAAAAAAAAAGAGAAAAAAAGAGAAAAAAUCAAUAAAAAAAAAACCUAAAUGCAUUGAUUCUUUAUAUGUACACUGGCUAAAAACUAUUGCUCUACACUGUAACUUUUAAGUGUAAUAUUUCUGUAUGAAUGUCGCCUGGUAGUGUGGGUUUGAGUAGCAUUGUGUAUGGGUGAACCCACUUGGCCUCAGCCAUCCACUGGCCUCCCUCACAGCCCUUGGAAACAAACAAA